AUGAUACCAAUGCGCCACCUGCUCUGUGUGUUGGUACUCUCAUUCUGUUGUGUCUGUGGAUGUGUGCUGGCUACUGCAGGAGGUGAGGCUGAUAGAGUUGGUGAUGCUUUAAAGACCCGGGAUGAUGUUCCUCAUUCAGAAGAUGCAGAAUCAGAAAUUCAUCAACAAUGUGAUGCCGAAGGGGAAGCGACGGAGAAACGUUGCACACAAAAGCCCACAGAAGAGUUGCCUCUAGAACGUAAAAUAGUGAAUCAGCAAGGCCCUGAUCUCAAGAGAGAUUCACCAGACACUACUUUAGAGAUAAAAGGUAACGGUACUACACAUACGCUCAACAGUUCUCCACAGAGCCAAUCCCAACCACAACCUGAUUCUCCUAAACCUGCAGAAGGUGUCCCUUGUUCCACUAAUUCUGCUGGUAAUACUGAUCCUAAUUGUCGUGCUCAAACGACAGCAGAAUUGUCUUCUCCAUCACCUUCUGAAAGAAGUCCUGAAGGUGAACAGGAUCCUCCAGGUGCUGGUGCGAAAGAUAUUACCGAUAAAGAAGGUGCUGCUGGUGCUUCUUCUGCUCCUGCUGCUAAACCUGAUCCAUCCGCUCCUGAAAGUGAUGGUGAAGUGUCUGUAAGUAAAGGUCAACCUGAAAGCAACAGCAACAGUGCAGAUGGAAAUGGCACCACAGAAAACUCUUCUUCCAACAAUUCGGACACAGGGAGUACCAGUAAUUCUGAUGCUGCAAAGAAUGAUAAUGGAACUUCACCUGCAGGGAGUGAAUCAACAAGUAACCCAAGUGCUGCGGGAAGUGGAGACACAACCACCACCACCACUACAACAACAACACUUCCUCCUGAACUCACAAACAACAAGAAGGGUGAUGCAGACAGCAGCAGCAGUAUCAGCAGUUCUGUGUGGGUGCGUGUACCACUACUGAUUGUGGUUACACUGGCCUGUAUUCUUGUGUGCUGA
Trypanosoma theileri is the source of this 960-nucleotide messenger RNA. RefSeq lists its product as uncharacterized. The transcript has a single exon. Lineage: Eukaryota; Euglenozoa; Kinetoplastea; Trypanosomatida; Trypanosomatidae. The record is from RefSeq and is a predicted model, not a curated record. The coding region runs from base 1 to 960 and encodes 319 amino acids.